Molecule: messenger RNA, 2976 nt
Organism: Electrophorus electricus (electric eel)
Lineage: Eukaryota; Metazoa; Chordata; Actinopteri; Gymnotiformes; Gymnotidae
Gene: ano9b
Product: anoctamin 9b
Biological process (GO): chloride transmembrane transport
Cellular component (GO): plasma membrane
Molecular function (GO): chloride channel activity
Source: RefSeq, a predicted model, not a curated record
CAUACCUUUGCGCGAGGGUUUUUCCGGGGGACGCGGAAGUGCAACGCGCAGCAAACUUCUUUUUGAUGCUGAAACGCUUCAUUUUCACGUUCCCCGGCGGUGGUUGAACCGUCCCCGGCGAUGUCAACGAGAGCGGAGACGUGAAGCGAACAUUUCAGCGGAUCGUCGCGUUUUAGCUGGACUGAAGAAAUACCGCGCUAUGGUUUACAAAGAGCGAGAGGAUGACUUGGAGCUCCAGGUGAGGAGUAAGGAGGGAGUGGAUAAUGGUAGAGAGCCCCUAUUAUCUGAAAUGCCCAAAGCCCACAAGCCUGCUGUUCGAUUAUUUGAUUGUAUCCUGGUCGCUUGUCUAAAUGAAGACGAGGUGGAUCCAAUGUUCAAGAAACGGGAGGCAUUCAUAAAUGAGCUGAAGUCAAAGAAAAUGAAAGUCACAAAAAUCAUGCAUGAUAACAAGGUGUUUUAUGGAAUCCGUGCCCCAGAGGAGAUCUUUGAAAAGUUUAAGUAUCUGCUGAAGGUGUCUGAUUCUUGCAACUGGAGUAUCAAACAGAAAGACUGUAUCCCACACAUCACCAGGAUAAGGGUUUGCCACUUUGUCUUGUACCACACAUUCAUUGGGACAGGAGAGGGCCUAAGCGAUCUCCUGAAGCAAGAUGCGUUUGAAACCCUGUUCUAUCUCCACGAGAAGAAAGAGCAAAAACGUCUGAAGAAAAAAUGGGCCAACUGGGGGGCUAUAAGAUAUGUAUUUCUACAACCUAUCGAUCAGAUCAGGGACUAUUUUGGUGAGAAGGUGGCGCUGUAUUUUCUGUGGCUGGGUUGGUACACACUCAUGCUGAUCCCAGCAGCCAUCAUCGGUGUGGUCGUGUUCCUUUACGCCAUCGCCUUCUUCAGUACAGAUCCGCUCAUAAAAGAGGUCUGUGAGUCCAACAUUAUUAUGUGCCCAAGCUGUGACAAAAAGUGUCAAGUGUGGCAACUGUCUGACACCUGUGGAUAUGCCAAGAUGAGCCAUCUGUUUGACAAUGAAGGAACUGUAGCCUUUGCAAUGUUCAUGGCUAUUUGGGCCACUGUGUUUCUGGAGCUGUGGAAGAGGCACCGAUCGCUGCACGUUACUCGGUGGAAUGUGUACGACUGGUGCGAGGAUGAGGAGGAGCUUAUCCUCAUGAUUGUGAAUGACCCACACUGUAAACCCAAGGACUACAAGCGAGCUUACCUGCAAAACAUCCUCGUAAUCCUGCUGGGCACCCUGGUGUUGCUGUUGAUCAUCGGCAUGACCCAUGUUCUGGUGAUCUUCCGGGUCUGGUCCGCCACGGUACUGGCAGAGGCCCCAUGGAAGUUCCUGAGUGAUUACUCCAAUGUGAUAUCUGUGAUGCUGGGAGCAGUGCUACACUACUUCAUUAUACAGUUCAUGACUCACGUGAACAAAUUUAUGGCCUUAAAGCUGAUUAAGAUGGAGAAGCUUCGCUCAGGUUCAGCUAAAGAGAGGAGCUUCACUGUGAAGAUGUUUACCUUCCAGUUUUUUACACUCUUCUCCUCCCUGAUCUACGUGGCUUUCUUCCUGGGCAGGAUAAAUGGCUACCCAGGAAAUUAUGUGAGGAUUGCAGGGAAAUUAAGACUGGAGGAGUGUCACCCCAGUGGCUGUCUCACUGACCUCUUCAUCCAGAUGGCCGUCAUCAUGCUCCUUAAACAAACCGUCAACAACAUCAUUGAGUUCACUGUGCCCUGGUUUAAACGCUUUAUGAAGAGGACAGCAUUUAAAAAGGAGCUCAGAAACUGUGGGAACUGCUACAGGAAGGCAUGUCGAAAUGAAGGUCCCGAUGUGAACCUGUGUGAAAUCUGCAACCUCCGUGAUUGGCUGAGAAAUUACAAUCUGAGUGCUGUUGAUGCAUUUAGCCUGUUUAAUGAAUACUUGGAAAUGGUUAUUCAGUUCAGUUUCACCACAAUCUUCGUGGCUGCAUUCCCCCUGGCUCCAUUAUUUGCCCUCAUCAAUAACAUAUUUGAGAUCCGACUGGAUGCCAUCAAAAUGUUGCGUCUGGGCCGACGCAUUGUGCCAAACAAAGCCAAUGACAUUGGUGUAUGGACUCCUGUGUUGGAAGUCAUUGGAGUUAUGGCAGUCAUUGCCAAUGGACUGGUGAUCGGCAUCUCCUCAGAUUUUGUCCCUCGCCUCGUUUAUCGCUACCAUUAUGGACCAUGUGCUAAUGUCACAUCCACAGAUAUCCAGUGUAUGGAGGGCUUCAUUGCGUACACUCUCAGCACUGCGUACAUGUCAGAAGAAAGUGUGCGCAGAGACUUCGUGCCCUCCCAGAUGAUAACACCCAGUGGGUUGAACGUCACUCAGUGCAGCUAUAGGGACUACCGCAAUGAUGAUGACCACAGUCUCACUUCCCAGUUCUGGCUCAUACUAGCAGCACGCUUUGCCUUUGUCAUCCUGUUUGAGCAUGUUAUACUGUUGUGCAAGUUCCUCAUUGCCUGGUUUGUGCCAGACAACCCGAUUCGAGUGAAGAACCACAACCUUCAUGACAGGCUGACCAGAUUGAAGCAUGAACUGCAGGAAAUAGCUGAAAGAUUUGACAGCAAGUCCACAGAUGUUUAAUCCUUGAAGGUCUGAUGUCUCCCCCUUAAAGCUAGAGGCUAGGCCUCUUUAAAGACUCCAUCCUGUCUGUGUAAGCAGAAGGGAAAGAGCGUGAGAGAACGCGUUUUAAGCCAUUCCUUGUGACUUGGUUGGGGUCCAGCACCCCUCUGCCAUGCCUUAACCGGCCUUUCUACUGAUUUCAUUUUAGUUCAUAGUCUAAAGGCUUGUUUUGUAAAAAAAAAAAUAAAAAAAAUCUUUCAUUACAUUUUUAAACAUGUGAAGUAUUUAAAAUGCUAUUUAAACAUUGUGAAUGAACAUGUUUUUUUGUCAACAAACUUAGCAUAGCAUUGCUGAAGCUUAGUGUUUUGUUUGUAUUUGUUGUUUUUUCCCUUCGGUUUUCUUACAACACAUUA